This is a messenger RNA of Seriola aureovittata, 3742 nucleotides long. It is a transcript of the gene opn7a, whose product is annotated as opsin 7, group member a. Gene Ontology annotation, molecular function: G protein-coupled receptor activity. NCBI's taxonomy places the organism in Eukaryota, Metazoa, Chordata, Actinopteri, Carangiformes, Carangidae. Gene Ontology annotation, cellular component: membrane. The transcript has 5 exons. Gene Ontology annotation, biological process: visual perception; G protein-coupled receptor signaling pathway. The record is from RefSeq and is a predicted model, not a curated record. Bases 1 to 1353 code for a protein of 450 amino acids.
AUGGGGCUGAUAGAUGAAGACACUGCAUUCCUCUCCAACAUACCUGUGCCACUGGAUAUAACAGUGGCUGUGGUCUACUUUGUUUUUGGGGUAUGUUCACUGUUUGGCAACAGCACACUGCUGUAUGUAUCCUACAGGAAAAAGCACCUCCUGAAACCUGCUGAGUACUUCAUCAUCAACCUAGCUGUUAGUGACUUGGGCCUGACUCUGUCUCUUUACCCUAUGGCGAUAACUUCAAGCUUCUACCACAGGUGGCUGUACGGGAAAACAGUGUGCUCCAUAUACGCUUUUUGUGGCAUGUUGUUUGGCAUCUGCAGUCUGACCACUCUGACCCUGCUAAGCAUGGUGUGCUUUGUGAAAGUAUGUUGUCCAUUCUAUGGAAACAGGUUUAAUUCUGUUCACGGCUGUCUGCUGAUUGCCUGCGCGUGGGUCUACGCCCUGUUAUUUGCCUGCUCCCCUCUGGCCCACUGGGGGGAAUAUGGACCAGAGCCUUAUGGCACCGCUUGUUGCAUUGACUGGCGCUUGUCCAAUCAGCACACCACAGCACGAUCUUACACGGUGGCACUGUUCAUCUUCUGCUACAUCCUUCCAUGCUGUGUUAUUGUAGCCUCCUACACGGGUAUUCUGGUUACAGUGCAUGCAUCCCGCAAGACUAUGGAGCAGCAUGCAUCGAGGCAGACACACAUGAGCAGCAUCCAGACAAUUAUUGUCAAGCUAAGUGUUGCUGUCUGCAUCGGUUUCUUCGCGGCAUGGAGUCCGUAUGCUGUGGUGUCCAUGUGGGCUGCUUUUGGACACAUUGAGAACAUCCCUCCUCUGGCAUUUGCCAUGCCAGCCAUGUUUGCCAAGUCCUCCACCAUUUACAACCCAAUCAUCUACUUAAUGCUGAGGCCAAACUUCCGCAGGAUGAUGCGCAGGGAUAUGGGUACUCUAUGCCACGCAUGUCUGAAAAGCUGCCUCUGCUUCCAGGGCCCAGUGAAGUGCUGCUCUAAGCCAGAGAUCAGGGUCAGACUUCACACAAUCCACAGACAGACCAACCAAUUCCCCUCAUCCAACUCUUCCGCUCAACCUCCCGUGAUAGCAUUAAGAGAUCACAGAUGUGACAAGUGCAAGGAUGCUUUUGAGUGCUUCAGACAUUACCCUCAAAUGUGUGGUGUCACUAACCUAGCUGCUAAUGGAGACUCAUCUAAGGAUCAGGACACACCGGUUCCCCGAACACAUAAGCAGAAGACUCACAGUGUGUGCCACAAGAAGUCUCUGCUGGCCACCAUGUGUGCAAAAAGGACUUCAGAAAUAGACAACCUCCAUAUUAAUUUGGAGAUGGUCCCAGGGCAUGCAAAAGUGGCUUGGCCCUGAUAUUUCUCUCAGUUUAUAGAAUAAUGUUUACAGAAUGUCUUGGGACAUAUUUUGCAGGUUAUGUUCUUUAAUUUCAGGAAAUCCCAUUCAGGAACGUAUCAUGUGCUCCCAAAGUGUUUGGGCCGCAGCCAUGUGCUUAUUUUUUGUCACCCUCUAUGCAUUACUUUGGUCAUGAUAUGAUAGAACAGCCUUGAGAGUAAAUGGGGACAGCUUUAAUUUGAGAGGUAUUUUGUUUGCAACACAUAAACAAUUGUUAUCUUUUUUAGGUGUUGCAAACGUGAUAUGUUUUACAUCAGCUUGGUCAAGUUGGAUGGAGAGCAACUUUCAAUAUUUACAAUAAUUUGGAUGCAUCUUGCUUUAACUGAACGUCACUUUAAAGCCCCUGAAAGCUUUACUUCAAAAGUUUUUCUCUGUAUCUUUUAGUUUAAUUUAUUUACAUAUAAAAAAAAAAAGAAUCUAACUGAAAUUAGAUUCUGAUUCAAAUGUUGCUAAAUUCUGAUUGGUGCAAGUACAUCACACUGCCUUUUUCCAAAUUAGCCCCACCCACUCCAAAAUCAGUAUAAAUAACACUAAGGAAAACAUAAAUACGAAGAUCUGUGACGUGAAAGAAAGUGAAAAAAAAGUUAAAUGCAAAAAUAUAUUUACAGAUUCAGUGUUACUUCAUUCCUAAUGGUAUCCUCAAAUUAAAGCUGACAUUCUGCUCUGUCAGCAUAUUUGUUUGGACAAGUGUUGUGCAAAUACUUGUGGACCUUAUAAAGUGCUUGAGAUUAUUUUUACUGUUCACCGAGUCAUUUGCUGCUAGGAUUAUCUUAGUUAAACAUGACUUCAACCCCAGGGAAUCGCAUUGGCUGGGAACAAGGAAUGACAGUCACCGAUGACUUAUCACUAAUAUUUGUCAUUGAUCACUGCUUUAUUGUGAAAGGGGGUAUUAGAUGCACUUGGUGAUAUCCAUGGUCAGGCCUAAAUGGUGAGGACUGUCUUUUGGUUAAUUAUUACAGCAACAUACCCUGAAUGUGUAUGUGAGAACUGAGUGCCAUCUCAUUUCAAAUACUGGUAACACUUCCUUUACUAUGCCAGCCCAAAUCUUGUUUACACUUGACAAAUGCAGGUAUAUAAUUUAUGGUGCUUGAUCAAUUACCUAUGUACACAUUGGGUAGAAUACAACACUGCUGCAUAAUGCCAUUAUUAUGGCAUUGCACAAUAGGGCCUGUCUACCUGUAUUAUUAGAACUUCAAUUCAUUCUUUAUUAUUUGUACAAUGACAAUAGAGUGUUUUCUUUACUUGAUAAACUGGCAAUACUGUAGACAUUUAUUUCACUACAACAGAGGGAAAGGGAGGAAAGACAAAUAAGACAAACCAAUAUAAGCCAAAUGAUGCAGCUGUAGAUAAAUUAAUUCAUUAGUGCACAAAGACCACUCAGUUCAUGUUGUCUGUAAUUGUUAUUGUGUGUUAAUCGACUAUAUAACGUAAACAUGACUAAAAUGGGAUUUGGGCAAGUACUCAGGACCAAGUCCAUCUUUGUUUCAGUUUCUCAGCCGCUUACAGAAAUGUUCAUUUAAUCUAAUAGAAAUAUCUGUUUCGCCUUUUUUUUUUAAAUUACUUGUUUCUGUUGUAUGUCCUAUGUUACAAGCCAUAUUGCUUUUGAUGAACAAAAGUAGUUAAUUAGAUUUUAUCUAUUGAUCAACAGGGUGCCAGGGUAACAGCAAGUUUAAAUCUGAUAAUAUAUGGAUUCAAUUACUGUUAAGAAAAUGGAAAGCCUGUCCACAUUUGGGUCCCAGAACCUUAUCAUUAAUCCUUAAUGGAAUGAGUAGAUUUAUUUUCUUGUGUUCAGUGAAGAGAUUAUUAAACUCACCAGGUAUCACAUCUGUAAUCCAUUAAAAGGUCCAUUAAAAUGGGAUUUCAAACUUUUCAAUGACAACAGUAAAAGUGAAGAUUUGUCUUCCCAUUGAGAAUAUUUGGAUGAGUUAAAGAUGAUUAUCCAGACAAAAAAAAUUUGCUGUGUAGAUUUUUACACUCAGGAAUAUGAAUCUACAUUCUAACGUAAGUGUUUGUGUAUUCAGACAAAACUCUUGAUUAUUAUAGUAAUUAUAUGCAGAGCUUUCUACAGUGUAGAUUGUAGUUUUAGUGUUAUUUAUGACUUAACACAAAAAAUAGGUCAAACAAUACACAUUGCAUUCAACUCUAUUGCAGUAAUUUAUAUAAAAAAAAGACUUCAGUCAGGUUCAGACUUGGUGAUUUUACUGGGUGCUGACUAAUGGACACGGACUUGGAACUAAUGCCCAAUCUGGUGGGUCAUGUCAGUGGCUUGAAGUGAUAUAGUAUCAGUCUAGCUAAUGACUUAGAGGUGACAGCAUUGUAACUGUGUUCAUGUUUUUAAAAAUACAAUAUA